Messenger RNA from Centruroides sculpturatus (bark scorpion), 1825 nucleotides. RefSeq lists its product as uncharacterized. The record is from RefSeq and is a predicted model, not a curated record. Bases 1 to 984 code for a protein of 327 amino acids. The transcript has 9 exons. Lineage: Eukaryota; Metazoa; Arthropoda; Arachnida; Scorpiones; Buthidae. Gene Ontology annotation, molecular function: mRNA binding.
AUGGUUGCUACAUGGGGUGAUUGGAAUAAACUGCAGAAAUUCUACUUCAGUAACGUAGGGGUGAUUGGAAUAAACUGCAGAAAUUCUACUUCAGUAACAUGGGAUGGUUGGAGUCAGCAACGUACUUAUUACCUCUCCUCUAGUGCUAAUCAGGUUCGAACUUUAUUCGUUAGUGGCUUACCUAUGGACGCUAAACCAAGGGAACUUUACCUGCUGUUCCGAGCUUACAAGGGUUACGAAGGUUCCUUGUUAAAAGUUACAAGUAAAAAUGGAAAAACAUCUUCGGCUGGAAUCCUUAUUAAUUCACCGGCACCUUUUUUCUUCCUCUAUUUUCCACUCGUUUCAGAAGAAAUAGGAGCUGCACUACUGCCAGCUGCUCACGAUGGUUGGCCACAUCUGCCUUUGUCCUAUGCUGAGGUGCCUGUUUCGUCAGCCCUCCACACCGCGGCGCUGAUGCACCCUGCACUCCAUGCUCAGCUUCCGCCGCCCCUGACGGUACCUCAUCCAUUGUCGCACGCUGCCCUCGCAGGAAGUGCUGCUAUACAUGGCACUCUUCCUCCGCCUCAUCUGAUAGCAAGUCCAGCUUUGGCAAGUCCCGUGGGCUCAACGUCAUCCACUUCAAGCACACCCCCGUGUUCGACGUUAUUUGUUGCAAAUUUGGGACAGUUCGUUUCCGAACAAGAACUUAAAGAUUUAUUUUCUAGCUAUCCCGGAUUUUGCCGCUUGAGAAUGCACAAUAAAGGGGGUGCUCCUGUAGCCUUCGUUGAAUAUCAGGAUAUACGUUUGGCCACCCACGCUUUGAGUUCUCUUCACGGAGCCAUAUUAUUUUCUUCGGAUAGAGGAGGGAUUAGAAUCGAAUAUGCUAAGAACAAGAUGGGAGAGGCAAGUAUAUAUUCCGUGUUUCAAGGGACUAAACCUCACCUUUGUAACCAUCCUGCCAUUUUCAGUAAAGUGCAGACAAUUAAGGAACAAUUGAUAUCAUAAAAAAACAUUGGAAUAUAUUUUAUUUGGCUGGCCUCAUAUUUUAAGUUUAUUCUUUCCUUUAAAGCUGAAUUUUUGCAACUAUUUGGACCAGUUAACAAAAAUUAUAUAUAUAUAUAUGUAUGUCUCUAUAUAUGUAUAUAUAUAUAUAUAUAUAUUACGAACAAGCAAUAUUUUAUAAAUAUGAAAUAUUGUGUUAUAACUUUGAGUGAAAAUUUAGAACUUAACAAAAAAAUUCAUCUCCUUGUCUGUAGAAUCUUGGGUUAAGAAGGAAUUGCAAGGGGGUCAUUCAUAUCACGUGAUGAUGAUAUCGAAUUUAAAAACAAAACGUUUAAAAAUGAAGAAAAAAAAAUGUAAUAUUUGUGGGCACAGAGUAACUACAUAUCAGAAACUCAUUGUUCGUUUCCUAUGAACAUAUCAAAUAUCUAAUAAAAAAAAUUAUCUAAAGUGGACCAUCGUACAAUCUUGGGGGACCCGAAUGGUACAUAUAUAUGUAUAUAUAUAUAUUUUGUACCAUCAUUUCUCAGUUCUAUAUGUACAGCACCUUCAUAAUUUCUCUGUGUACAGUUGUAUGUAUGAUCCUAUCCAUUCCACCUUGUGAGGAUAAUUGUCAUAAUUGUUGAAGGUAGAUGUAUAUCUGGAGAUCAAUUUUUUAGAAGAAUUAAUACAUAGUUGUGAUCAUUUUUCGCAUGUUUCUUGGCAAAUAUAUUGUGAUAUCCUAUUUGGUGGAUGAUAUUCCGCCGAAUAUAGAAAUGGUUGUCAUGGUUUUUUAAACGAAGGUAUAAAAAUAAAGUCUUGCUUUUUGCAAGUCAUAUAUAAAUAUAUAUAAAUAUAUAUAUAUAUA